This is a messenger RNA of Ogataea polymorpha, 800 nucleotides long. RefSeq lists its product as uncharacterized. Gene Ontology annotation, molecular function: catalytic activity. The coding region runs from base 1 to 525 and encodes 174 amino acids. The transcript has a single exon. The record is from RefSeq and is a predicted model, not a curated record. Lineage: Eukaryota; Fungi; Ascomycota; Pichiomycetes; Pichiales; Pichiaceae.
AUGUCAAAGAUCCUGUUCUAUAAAUUCCCCGUCACAAGCCAAGUGUUCUAUAAAUCCAAGUUCACCUACGCCCUGGUCAACCUCAAACCUAUUGUCCCCGGACAUGUGCUGGUCGUUCCUCUGAGAGUGGUCCAGCGACUCAAAGAUCUCUCACCUGAAGAAAGCAUCGAUUAUAUCAUGACUGUGCAGCUGAUCCAUAGCUUUAUUGAGAAAGUGUACAAGGCCGACUCCCUGAAUCUGGCCAUGCAGGACGGCGUUGCCGCGGGACAGUCCGUGCCCCAUGUGCACACCCACAUAAUUCCUCGGUACUUGAACGAUGGUUACGGAGAUGGAAUCUACGACUUGCUGGAGUCGCACGAACAGAAUCUCAACAGCUUCUUCCAGAUUGCCCUGAAGAAAAUGCAGGUCGCCAGGGACGAGGACCGCAAACCAAGAUCUAUGGAAGUGAUGGAGAAAGAAGCCAACUGGUUGAGGGAGGAACUGAACGAGUUCAUCAAAUCCCGUGAGACCGUCCACUUGGGAUGAGCAUUCCGAUGCCCUCUUGAUGCCAUGGCAUCAUUUGUUACGUCACCCAGACUGGUGGUUUUGUUCUACAUUUUUAAAGCAUAGCCAUUUUUAAAAAUGCAUCACAAGACUCCGUCUUCGAGAUCUUCCUGCUGGUUUCUAGCACAGCGUAUGCACUCUACACCUGACACGAUCAUCGCACAUAAGCCGCCUUGAGCCCGAGUCGCGCGAGUCACGUGACCACUUUUUAGUUCAAGUAGCUAGCCUAGUGUCGAGCAAUAUACAGCAAAUUAAGC